Messenger RNA from Penaeus monodon (black tiger shrimp), 519 nucleotides. Its product is annotated as vegetative cell wall protein gp1-like. The transcript is spliced from 3 exons. The coding region runs from base 73 to 519 and encodes 148 amino acids. Lineage: Eukaryota; Metazoa; Arthropoda; Malacostraca; Decapoda; Penaeidae. The record is from RefSeq and is a predicted model, not a curated record.
AGCGCUGCAUAAACGACGGUCGAUCACCAUCCCUAACCCGCCCCCCUUCCUUCUACCCUUACAGACGAUGACAUGAUUCUGGACAUGCCCGACGGCUACCGUACCCCGGGCCCCCCCCUGGACCUGGAGCCUGGGCAGACGGCCAUGAGCCCCCACCUGGGACCCCCCCAUCCCGGCCCCCCGCAUCACCCAUUCAUCCAUGGAGCCGGCACUCCCCCGUACAUGGCCGGCGCAGGCGGGCACUCCCCCAGUGGCCCUGUGCCCCCCCACCCCAUGGCCGCCCCGUUCCCUUACUCGGAACCCUUACCGCCCUACCAGACGCCCAUGACAGCCGCAGCCGCCGCCGCAGCCGCCGCCGCCGCAGCCUCCGCGGCCGCCAGCGGAAGCGUGAGCGUCAUGGCGGGCGGCCCUGCCAGCGACCUCAGUUCGAACGGCUCGAACCCCAGCUACCCCGAGUUCCCGCCCUCGCCCGACUCCUGGCUGGGCGACAUGCAGCAGGAGCACCACCAGCAGUACUAG